Molecule: messenger RNA, 2368 nt
Organism: Salvelinus fontinalis (brook trout)
Lineage: Eukaryota; Metazoa; Chordata; Actinopteri; Salmoniformes; Salmonidae
Product: transmembrane protein 14A-like
Exons: 5
Coding region: 97-498 (133 amino acids)
Biological process (GO): regulation of heme biosynthetic process
Cellular component (GO): mitochondrial membrane
Source: RefSeq, a predicted model, not a curated record
UUGCAUGGACCGGUACCCGGGUGGCUGAAAAUGUAAACUAAGCACCAAUGGAAUGGUCGCAAAUGUACUACCUCCACUCAUCCUGGACACCGGGGCAUGCAAAACGAACAGACCCAUUGGGACAACAGGCGUACAUUUUUACUCAUUUAUUUUACGUUUAAAUUAGCAAAUACCAGCACUGCAAUGGCAAUUGACUGGCUUGGAUUUGGCUACGCUGCAGCCAUAGUCUUUGGGGGAUUCAUGGGAUACAAGAAAAAAGGUAGUGUCAUGUCACUGAUAGCUGGGCUAUUGUUUGGCAGCAUAGCCGCCUAUGGGGCCUUCAUGAUUUCAAAUGACCCAACCAAGACUUUCUACUCCCUCGUUGCCUCAGGAGCGCUGACAAUAGUAAUGGGAAUGAGAUUCAAGAAAUCUGGUAAAAUAAUGCCAGGUGGUAUCAUGGCAGGACUAAGUGUGCUGAUGGUCCUACGACUUCUCUUCAUGAGUGUCAUUGUAAUGUGAUUUGAACAAUACAACAACCAACUAAAGCAAGAUGGAAAAUGUCAUCACAAGGGAUGAAUUUGCAUUUGCACAUUGUUUGUGCUUGCCUAUAUGUAUUAUUGUAAUCAUCCUUAAUGUUUGUACGUUCUUUAAAGAACUUGAUCCUGCAACCUAUGAUCAUAUUACUGCUUUUAUGUAAUUCCUAAAGUAUGCAGCACUGGGGCAAUGAGUGCACAUACACAAUGACUAAAUGCUAUGUGAAUGGUGAGUAAAAAGGUUGUUACAGUGCCUUGCAAAAGUAUUCAUCCCCCUUGGCGUUUUCCCCAUUUUUUUGCAUAACAAACUGUAAUUUAAAUUGAUUUUUAUUUGGAUUUCAUGUAAUGGACAUACACAAAAUAGUCCAAAUUGGAUGAAGUGAAAUUUAAAAAAGUACUUGUUUAAAAAAACUCUAAAAAAUUAAAAUGGAAAAGUGGUGCGUGCAUAUGUAUUCACCCCCUUUGCUAUGAUACCCCUAAAUAAGAUCUGGUGCAACCAAUUACCUUCAGAAGUCACAUAAUUUGUUAAAUAAAGUCCACCUGUGUGCAAUCUAAGUGUCACAUGAUCUGUCACAUGAUCUCAGUAUAUAUAAACAUGUUUUGAAAGGCCCCAGUCUGCAACACCACUAAGCAAGGGGCACCACCAAGCAAGCGGCACCAUGAAGACCAAGGAGCUCUACAAACAGGUCAGGGACAAAGUUGUGGAGAAGUACAGAUCAGGGUAGGGUUAUAAAUAAAAUCAGAAACUUUGAACAUCCCACAGAGCACCAUUAAAUCCAUUAUUAAAAAAUGGAAAGAAUAUGACAAACCUGCCAAGAGAGGGCCGUCCACCAAAACUCACAGACCAGGCAAGGAGGGCAUUAAUCAGAGGCAACAAAGAGACCAAAGAUAACCCUGAAGGAGCUGCAAAGCUCUACAGCGGAGAUUGGAGUAUCUGUCCAUAGGACCACUUUAAGCGGUACACUCCACAUAGCUGGGCUUUAUGGAAGAAUGGACAGAAAAAAGCCAUUGCUUAAAGAAGGGAAAAAAGCUAACACAUUUGGUGUUUGCCAAAAGGCAUCUGGGAGACUCCCCAAACAUACGGAAGAAGGUACUCUGGUCAGAUGAGACUAAAAUUGAGCUUUUUGGCCAUCAAGGAAAACUCUAUGUCUGGUGCAAACCCAACACCUCCCAUCACCCCGAGAACACCAUCCUCACAGUGAAGCAUGGUGGUGGAAGCAUCGUGCUGUGGGGAUGUUUUUCAUCAGCAGGGACUGGGGAAACUGGUCAGAAUUGAAGGAAUGAUGGCUGGCUCUAAAUACAGGGAAAUUCUUGAGGGAAACCUGUUUCAGUCUUCCAGAGACUGGACUGGGACGGAGGUUCACCUUCCAGCAGGACAAUGACCCUAAGCAUACUACUAAAGCAACACUUGAGUGGUUUAAGGGGAAACAUUUAAACGUCUUGGAAAGCUCAGACCUCAAUCCAUUUGAGAAUCUGUGCUAUGACUUAAAGAUUGCUGUACACCAGUGGAACGACUUGGGGGGUGAAUAGUUAUGCAUGCUCAAGUUUUCCAUUUUUUUUCUUAUUUCUUGUUUCACAAAAAAAAAAGCAUCUUCAAAGUGGUAGGAUGUUGUGUAAAUCAUAUGAUACAACCCCCCCAAAAAAUCCAUUUGAAUUCCAGGUUGUAAGGCAACAAAAUAGGAAACAUUCCAAGGGGGUGAAUACUUUCGCAAGCCACUGUACUUCCUUGAAUAGUUAUGUGUCUCAUAGGAAAUUGUUUAAGUUGAAUGAAGUACAGUCUAACUAUUCACUCAGUCAUUGUAAGAACAAAGGAGCACUUUUUGUUGAACAAUUAAAUAUACUACUGGUUAUAAGCA